UCCCCUUCCUAUCUCUCUUUUUCUCCUCUUUGGAGUAGUCCAACAACAACAUACUCAGCCACAAAGUGAGGUAUGGGGAGAGUAGGAUAUAUGCAGACCUUACCUCUAUCUUGAGGGAUAGAGACGUUAUUUCCGAUAGACCCUCUUUGGUAGUUCGUCAACUACAAAUACGAGUUUCUGCUUCCUUUUUCCUAUGGUCUCUUUCUUCUAUCGCUCUUUUUCCUCUUUGGAGUAACAAUGCCAGCGCUAUAAAAUAUACGAGUUAAUAUCUUUUCUCAUAGCUUUAAAAUCUUUCAUAAUAAAUAUUCAAAAUAAUUUCUCUAUUUAAGUAAUCUUAAUUGAAAAAUGUGCCUUGAUACUUAUCUUUUUUCAUAAUUUGACAUUCAAAAGCAUAUUUAAAAAUGGUUGCCCAAACACAAUGUGCUUAUCACAUACUUAAAAAAGCAAUCAUUAAAUAAAUCAGCCAAACAAAAAUUAAUUCUCUUCAAAAGUACUUUUCUAAAAAAUUGUUUUGACAAAAAUACUUAUCAGAAUAAGCAGUUUUUGACAGCUUUACCAAACAUGCUCUUGGUCACAAGAUCUUAUAUAAUUGGGAGACUUCCCUUAAUACUACAUCCACUAAAUCAAAAGGGAUGGAUCCAACCUUGUACAGAGCAGCUGUGGAAGGCAAUGUCCAGCUGAUGAAAACAGAUGUUGAAGUUGGCUGCCAAGUUACUCCACAAGGCAACACCAUUCUGCAUCUUGCAGCACUCUAUGGUCACUUUGAUUUGGCCCGAGAAGUUCUUACUGUUUCCCCAGCAUUACUAUGUCGUCAGAACAAGAAAAAUGAAACCGCACUUCACGUGGCAGCAAAGGAAGGGCACACAGAAGUAGUUCGCUUGUUACUAUCUGGUGCCGUAGGCGAGGCAAAGGAAACCCUUAUGAGGAUGACAGAUGACAAUGGUGAUACAACUUUGCACAAGGCCGUGAGGAAGCAACAUGUAGAUGCGGUCAGGGUCUUGGUGAAAGAAGAUCCUGAGUGCGAAUUUCCAGCAAACAAAGCUGGGGAGACACCACUUUAUCUUGCUGCGGAGUCUGGUUUUUAUGAUGCUUUGGUUGAAAUCUUGGAAUCCUGCAAGACACCAACUUAUGCUGGUCCAUGUCAUCGAACAGCUUUGCAUGCAGCAAUAAUUCAUAGACGAGAAGAAUGCGUUAAAUUACUAUGGAAAUGGAAUAGAUCAUUAUGUGAGGAAGCUGACAAAUGGGGUUGGAAUUCACUUCACUAUGCUGUUAAACUAGGACUGAAAGAAAUAGUUGCUGAUAUGCUAAGUUGGAAGACAUCCUUAGGCUACUGUCCAGCGGGCAGCGAGGAUGACUGGACAACCUUAUUCACAUUGCAGCCCAUGAAUUAGGUUGUGUACUCAUGAUGAAAGAGAUAAUAAAGCACUGCCCAGAUUGUUGGGAAAUGCUUAACAGCAGCGGCAGAAAUGCUCUUCAUGUUGCCAUAUUGAACAAUAAAAAAAGGGUAGUUAAAUUCCUUUUGAGUUCUCCAAGUUAUAGUAAUCUAAUUGAUGCGACUGAUGAGGAUGGCAAUACUCCUCUCCAUUUGCUUGCUGCUUCUGGAUACUAUAUGCCAGAAUUAAUAAACCAUCCCAGAGCAAAGCAGAUGGAAUUUAACAAAGA
Messenger RNA from Lycium ferocissimum, 1662 nucleotides. RefSeq lists its product as uncharacterized. The record is from RefSeq and is a predicted model, not a curated record. Bases 633 to 1391 code for a protein of 252 amino acids. Gene Ontology annotation, molecular function: protein binding. The transcript has 2 exons. NCBI's taxonomy places the organism in Eukaryota, Viridiplantae, Streptophyta, Magnoliopsida, Solanales, Solanaceae.